GGCUUUUACCCUGGCCGGGCGGGCAGGGCUCAGCCGGGCUGGGCUGGGCUCCGCGGCUGGAGCCGGGCUCUACCCAGAGCAAGACCCUGAUGGCUGCGGUGUUUCUGGUAACGCUUUAUGAAUACUCGCCGCUUUUCUACAUCGCGGUGGUCUUUACCUGCUUCAUCGUGACCACCGGCCUGGUAUUGGGAUGUAGAGAUGGGGUUUCAUCAUGUUGGCCAGGAUGGUCUCGAUCGCUUGACCUCAUGAUCUGCCCGCGAUGACCUCCCGAAGUGCUGGGAUUACAGGUGUGAGUCACCGCGCCCGGCCGGGUUUGGUUGGGAUGUUCCAGUAAUUCUGAGAAAUUCAGAAGAGACCCAGUUCAGCACAAGAGUUUUCAAAAAGCAAAUGAGACAAGUCAAGAAUCCUUUUGGCUUAGAGAUCACUAAUCCAUCUUCAGCUUCAAUUACAAGGUCUCACUCUGUCAUCCAGGUGGAAAUAUAGUGGUGUGAUCAUGGCUGACUGCAGCCGUGAUCCUCCUACCUCAGCCUUCCAAGAAGUUAGGACCACGGCUGGCAUAACCUUGACAACAGAUUGCCUUGAAGAUAGCCUCCUUACAUGCUACUGGGGGUGCAGUGUUCAAAAAUUAUAUGAAGCUCUGCAGAAGCAUGUUUAUUACUUCAGAAUAAGCACUCCCCAAGCAUUAGAAGAUGCUCUGUAUAGUGAAUAUCUCUAUCAGGAACAGUAUUUUAUUAAAAAGGAUAGCAAAGAAGAAAUAUAUUGCCAGUUACCAAGAGAUACUAAAAUUGAAGACUUUGGUGCAGUACCCAGAUCUCGCUAUCCAUUGGUAGCGCUAUUGACCUUAGCUGAUGAGGAUGACCGGGAAAUUUAUGAUAUUAUUUCCAUGGUGUCAGUGAUUCAUAUUCCUGAUAGGACUUAUAAACUAUCCUGCAGAAUAUUGUAUCAAUAUUUACUCUUGGCUCAAGGUCAAUUUCAUGAUCUUAAGCAACUUUUCAUGUCUGCAAAUAAUAAUUUCACUCCCUCCAACAAUUCCUCUUCAGAAGAAAAAAACACAGACAGAAGUUUGUUGGAAAAGGUGGGACUCUCUGAAAGUGAAGUUGAGCCAUCGGAAGAGAACAGCAAGGACUGUGUUGUUUGCCAGAAUGGGACUGUGAACUGGGUACUCUUACCAUGCAGACACACAUGCCUGUGUGAUGGCUGUGUGAAGUAUUUUCAGCAGUGCCCAAUGUGCAGGCAGUUUGUUCAGGAAUCUUUUGCACUUUGCAGUCAAAAAGAGCAAGAUAAAGACAAACCGAAGACUCUUUGAAGACAUCGUAACACUGAAAAGUACACUUUCUACUAAAGAUGCAGAAAUUGAUGAUCUUGGAAUUCAUCAUAACAUGGAAUCUACAGUACUGACCAUCAAUGAAAAUUCUAUUUUAACUUCAUAUUUGUAUGGUACUUGGAUGAUAAAAAUUAAUUAUUCCUUUCUGCUUAGUGAAUGAAUACUGGAAUCCGUCUGUGUUGAUACAUAAAAAUUCAUUCAACUCUUGAAAAGAAUCUAAGAGUUUGGCCUUUUAUUAGCUAGAUUUCCUCUCAUGUUAAUUAGAAAAAUCAUUCUGAAAGGCAAUCCAUUGAAAAUUUGAGGAGGUUAAAUUCUUAAGAUCACUAAAUGUUUUACCUUUGAUGUAAUCGGAGUGCAAUUAAGAAAAAACUUAAUUCUACUUAAAGUAAUUUUGUGCUCCCUAGUUUAUACAAAGGAGUUGGAAUGAGCUUCUUUAGAUCUUUUCCUGAAAUAACAGCUUUUAUAAAUAUCCAUCUGUUUGGUUUCUAAUGUCCCUUAUUAUAGUUACAUAAAUACAGGUCAUAGUUCUAAAUAUAGGUUCUUAAAUCAUAAAUACAAGAUAUAAUUCUUGACUGUUCUCUGUGUAUUAUAAAAUGAUACUCAUCUAUAGGAGGCAGAUAUAUAAAAUUCAGAUAGUAAGAUUUUUUGGAUAAUUAAAUUUAUUAAAUUGAUAGUCAAGUGUGAUUAGAUUAGCAGAAUGUGAUCUCCAGGGAAGAUCUGUGAGACCUUUAAUGCCUUACCUUAGAUUUCUGCCUGUACAGCAAAUCCAUCCAGAACUGAGGUGGGAGGUGGAGGUUAUAGAGCUAGAAAAAUCACUAAAAGAAACAAAUAACUAUUUUUUUCUAGUGUAUUUUUAUUCCAAAUAAACCCUGUAUUCUUCUGAAUAGUAAAUUACUUUAUUCUUCCAUUGUUCUGUCUUUGUAAGAAUUGAGAAACUUGGUAGGCAGAAAGACCCCACCCUUUUCUCUUUCCAAGAUAACUAAAAGAAAAAGGUAAAUCAGAGCUUUCCAUGUUUUCAGUGAGAAUUAUCAUAACUCACCAAGAAAGCAGAUCAUGGCAAAUAAACUGUGACCUUCAGGGAGA
Messenger RNA from Pan troglodytes (chimpanzee), 2407 nucleotides. RefSeq names its product cell growth regulator with ring finger domain 1 (gene CGRRF1). Bases 494 to 1306 code for a protein of 270 amino acids. The transcript has 8 exons. The record is from RefSeq and is a predicted model, not a curated record. Gene Ontology annotation, biological process: negative regulation of cell growth. Lineage: Eukaryota; Metazoa; Chordata; Mammalia; Primates; Hominidae.